GCUGGGUCUUUUGUUUUCGACGGCCACUCAGAAUCUGACUAAUGAACCAAAGAACGCCAAAUGCUCUUGGUAUUGAGCUUUCAUUUGACGCUCACAGACAACUAGGGACUUUAUUCCCACGGAAACCCCAGAUCCAGAGGCCGGUGUCCCGUGCCUCACACCCUUUCGUAUUCGAUGGUCCAGUCAGGAAGACCUAAUCCCUCUCCUAAUGAGCAGGUAAAUCUGCUGCAUUCAAAUCUACCAGAGAUGGCCAGACGUCCGUUGCAUAUAAUCGAUUGAUCUGAGAUUACCAUCUUCUGCAAAACUUGAUCCACCUGCUUGAUUCUCCUAUCUUGACUCUUGUCGCUCUGAUAAACAGUGGAUUGACUGUUCGCUAAUGCAUACCACUGAUCAGACUCACCAAACAUGAGCCUUGCCCGAGCUUGUCUUGCUUGUAGGUCCGCAAAGGCCAGGUGCGACAGAGAACAACCACAAUGUGGUCGCUGUGUGAGACGCCAUUUGGAGUGUGUUGGCUCGUCCAACGACCAGGAUAUCGUCUUUCUCAAUGAAAAUCAGGUCGCAGAGCGAAACUCUCGACGUGCCAGGAGAGGACACAGGUCGCGCAAUCAAUUGACCUCUGUUACAUUUGAUCUUGUCACGACACCUGAGCGAUCGCCAAGUCACUCCCAGAGCCCACCUAAAUCAAAGUCAUCAUCGCCCGAGCAUGUGGUUGACCCAGGCCUGCGGUUUCAAUACCCUUGGCUCAAUGAGCAGCGAAUUGCCCACUUGGCUCCGCCCAUGACGCAAGAUCCAGAUCUUCGAGCCGUCGACCGAUUCUUCGUCAAUUGGACGCUACAUCCUGAUAACGAGGAGAUCUCCAAUGGACAUAUGUCCAACAUGCAGGAUCUCUACAUUAGCGCUCCUCCUCAGUCGGUUCUAUGGCUUGCUGUCCGAGCCGUAGCCUAUGCCGACAUGAGAAAUGAAUUGAGCACUGGAACGCCUUUCUCCGUCAAGGCACGACAAUUCUACGGUGCUGCUCUGAGCCGUCUCAGGGAGGUGGCCUAUCAGGGACAGAAUCUUGCAAAUGAUCAUAUGCUCGCUGCAAUCCUUUUAAUUGACAAUUUCGAGCUCAUGUAUCUCUCGCGCAUCGAGCCACUCGGCCCACAUCGCCACGCCAUUAAGCACAUUCUUCACACUGGCGGGGAUGAUCACCUCUUUAAUAAAUCUCGCUUCGCCCUGUGGUGUGUUGCUCACAAAAGACUACAAGCUCGACAGAUCCUGCUCGGCGAGGCACCCGAUCAGGAGCAGUUGGAGUGGGUUAGCAAGCUCAACAUUGACCGACCAGAUAAUCACAUAUCCGCGGACGUCAUCAACAUGAGCAUUCAAACUGCUGCGGUGAAGCGACUGGUCAAGAGCGGCAAUGGUGUUGACUCUGACCAGGCUGAGCUGUCCGCCAAGCUUGACCAGACGCAACAGCUUCUUCAAUCGAUACAGGGUCUAAUCAGCCAAGUUGAGAACUGGACCUCGACCAUCCCCAUGGCCUGGAGGCCAAAGAUUCAGGCGCCAAACCAUGACAACAAGUCAGACUCCGGCGAGUCAGACGUCGACAAUUCAGAACGUCGCGAACCCUCACCAGCACCUUUCUUCCCCUGUCCUCGCGUCCUCAGCUAUCGAGAUCUGUGGAUUGCCUAUAUCUGGAACCUGCACGCCGCGAGCCAGAUUGUCCUUCGCGAAUCAUAUGUCGAUGUGAUAACAUACCAGGCCACUCUUCUUGGUCGCGACUUGACUUAUGAGGAGGUCAUCCAGAUUGACCAUGAAGAGAACCAAGUGCACAAGUUAUCGUCGGCCAUCAUUCAGUCAUUACCUCCUCUUCUGGGUCUGACGCAUCGAAACCAACCUCUGGAUUACUCACGGCCUCCUACCAAAGGUGCCAUGACAGGUCGAUUCUUCGCUUUGUUUUCCAUGUGGAUCGUGCAAAAGGCGAGAUAUACUUCGAGAUUGCACAAAGAUACGGCGAUGAGAGUGAUCGGUUGGAUCAACUCGAAACACGGAUUGGCGUAGACUAUGAGGGUCGGGUCCGGUUAAACAAACUGUACUAUUUUUCGAGUAUUUCUCGCAUGGGUAUGGGCUGAACUAUCGGCGGCGUUGCGAUCAUCCAAAAUGUCUAGCUAGGGUUUGUCAAGUUGUAGUGUAACAUUUAUAAUGCCAUUUAUGUCCUUUUGCUGGAGACAUAUAUGUCCUAUACAUGGG
Molecule: messenger RNA, 2229 nt
Organism: Exophiala mesophila
Lineage: Eukaryota; Fungi; Ascomycota; Eurotiomycetes; Chaetothyriales; Herpotrichiellaceae
Exons: 3
Coding region: 406-2040 (544 amino acids)
Biological process (GO): regulation of DNA-templated transcription
Molecular function (GO): zinc ion binding; DNA-binding transcription factor activity, RNA polymerase II-specific
Source: RefSeq, a predicted model, not a curated record